This is a messenger RNA of Drosophila rhopaloa, 2498 nucleotides long. RefSeq names its product protein N-terminal glutamine amidohydrolase (gene tun). Gene Ontology annotation, molecular function: protein-N-terminal glutamine amidohydrolase activity; protein-N-terminal asparagine amidohydrolase activity. The record is from RefSeq and is a predicted model, not a curated record. The transcript has 5 exons. NCBI's taxonomy places the organism in Eukaryota, Metazoa, Arthropoda, Insecta, Diptera, Drosophilidae. Gene Ontology annotation, cellular component: cytosol; nucleus. Bases 1002 to 1619 code for a protein of 205 amino acids.
AGUGCUCCCCGUGGGUCACACUGUGCGAAUUCGGGAACGCGUACACAACACGGAGCGGAGUGCGCCGAGAAAAAAAGCGGAAAAGUCACCACCAGAGCGUGGAAGGGAAAAGGAAAAGCUGAUAGAAAGGGUGCCCAAAAACACACACAGCCUGCAUUCCUUGCGAUUCUCCAGGACACACUCUAUUUGGCUGCACUUUUCUGUGGAUCGGAGAAAACCUGCGACAUUCAAGAAGGAUAUACGUUCAUGGUUUGCUGAGUGUGUUGCCCCAGGCUCUGUCACCUGGUCAGCCUGCCCGCCCCCUUAUCCCUGUCCGGCUCCCCCCCUCAAAAAAAUAUAUCGGAAACGGGGGAUGAGCGCGUUUGUUUUUAGGCAGGUGUGCGUUUCCAAAACAAGCCAAAAAUCGCAGCAGCCAAAGGCAGAAUCAGCAGCAACAAGAGAUAAAAGCUCCAGAGUCCUCAGCAUAAUUUAAAUCGCAAAAAUCGAAACGAAACGAAAACGAGAAAUCGGCUCCUUCGUGAGAGAGCCCAGUGCAUGUGUAUGUGUGUCCGUGUCCGUGUGCAAGAGUGUGAGUGAGCAGCAUCCUGGAAGCCAGAAAAAGACAGGGAAAAUAACAAAAAUAUAAGGACAGACAGGCAAGACAGGCACAUCAUCUGAGUAGCAGCAGGAGGACUUACCUGGGAAUGGAGGAAUGCCAGCAGGAGCAUUGUCGGGAUCAGGAUCAGGAUUAGCCAGGCCAGCAUCCUCCGAUGCCACCGCAUCAUAGACAUAGAUACACACCCUGCUUUUGUCCAGGCAGCCAGCGACGCAUAAUGCAGUGAUUGUGUAUCGCUCGUCUCGUGUCUCGCGCAAUCUCCCAGUCCCCAGUGACAAUUAGCCCCUGGCCCCCGGCAAUCCACCCUGCAAUCGUCCACCCACAUCAGCUCCUGCCCCAAGGACAUCCAUAGCCAUAGCAAUAGCAAUAGAGGCGACCAGAACCACAGAUCCCGGAACGCAUCAAGAUGACCACGGACUUUCUGUUCCCCAAGAUAGCGGACUGCUCCUAUGUGUCCUGUUACUGCGAGGAGAACGUGUGGAAGCUCUGCGAGCAGGUGAAGCGUACGCGGCCCGAGGAGCUGUCCAAGUGCUACGCCGUCUUCGUCUCCAACGAGGGUCGCACCGUGCCCCUGUGGCGCCAGAAGGCGGGACGCGGCGACGAUCAAGUUGUGAUAUGGGACUACCACGUCUUCUUCAUGCACAAUCCCUCGCUGAAUCGCUGUUUGGUGUUCGAUCUGGACACCACGCUGCCCUUUCCCACAUACUUCCACAAGUACGUGACGGAGACGUUCCGCUCCGAUCUGGCCCUGCGACCGGAGCACCACAGAUUCUUCAGAGUCAUACCCGCAGACACAUAUCUCAUUGAGUUCUCGUCGGAUCGGCGUCACAUGCGUCGGCCGGAUGGCAGUUGGAUCAAGCCGCCGCCCUCAUAUCCACCCAUUCUCUCGAACACCAACAUGCACUGUCUGGGGGACUUCAUCUGCAUGAGCGCAGGAAAAGGUCCUGGAGCGGUCUACAGCCUCUCGGAAUUCGUGCAGAACUUCUACAAGUCGCCCCAUGUGAUGGCCCAGAACAACAAGUAGAGCAGGGCUCCAGGAUCGGGGAUCUACAGUCCCGACAUCCCACAGAUGCAUAGUGCAUCCUGAAACGCAACCACAUCCAAAUGCAAAUACAAAUCCGUAUCGAAAUCGUUUUGUCGUUGUCGUUACCAGACAGUUAAUUACCAAUUGCAUACAUAUACAUACAUACAUAUACACGCGAACAUAUAAAUAUAUUUAUGAUAAUGUAUUUUUGUAUUCAGGUUAACAGAAAUCAAAUGCAGAAGAAGGUUAAAACGCUGGCGCCACGCAGCUAUUGGCGUUCAUUUGCAUUGAACUUCGAUUCUAAAGAAAUUAUAAAUCUAAUUAUACAUUUUUUUAUUGUACGUAUUGUAUUGUAUUGUAUUCGAUAACAGCAAACACACAUAUAUGAAUAGCCGAGGGCAGAGAUGAGAUUUUUAUUCGUUACUCUACUCCAAGUACUUUUUGUAACUCUAAACCUAAACCUAAACGAAAUGGAAAAGCACCAAUUACGAGUAAACAAGCCGGCCGGCGGAUAUCUGAUCGGAUAUGCGUUGCGUCGAUAUACAUAUGGAUAUGGAUAUGGAUAUGGAAAUACUACCACUUUGCAUACUACGCUACGCUCUCGAUUCUGUAAUUCAAUUUUUGGCUAGGCUCAAAGCUAACCCACACCUAACUCUAACUCACACUCUACUCUAAACUAACGUUAACGUCGACUCUAAGCGAAAUCGAAUUCGAGUUCGAGGCGGUAUAAUUGCAUUAAAGCUUGUUAACUUGUUUUACCGUGUUUACACUAAUUACGUACUCGUACCGCAAUUAUAAUUGUAAUUCGAAUAUUAUCUACUUUGUAUACAACGGAAACCAAACCAAACCAAACCAAAUCGAAUCGAAUCGAUGAUAAUA